GUGCCAGUGUAACGGAAGUGGUACUGCCCUGAACGCUGAGCGAGACGGAGGACGGAGGCAAUCGUCCAGAGAGAGAAAAAAAAAAGCAGGAUUAAAAGCCGCCAAUAUUUCUAGAAAAUGGAUAAGAACGAUCUGGUACAGAAGGCCAAGCUUGCUGAGCAGGCUGAGCGCUAUGAUGACAUGGCCGCAGCCAUGAAGUCGGUGACGGAGCAAGGUGGGGAGCUGUCAAAUGAGGAGCGCAACCUUCUCUCUGUUGCCUACAAGAAUGUGGUAGGCGCACGCCGUUCAUCCUGGCGCGUCAUCUCCAGCAUCGAGAAUAAGACUGAGGGCAAUGACAAAAAACAGCAGAUGGCACGUGAAUACCGGGAGAAGAUUGAAUCUGAGCUUCAGGAAAUCUGCCGUGAUGUGCUCGGGCUACUGGACAACUUUCUCAUUACCAACGCAACUGCUGCUGAAAGCAAGGUGUUCUACCUGAAAAUGAAAGGCGAUUAUUAUAGAUACCUCUCUGAGGUUGCAUCUGGGGAUGCCAAGAAGGAUACAGUGGAAAACUCCCAGCAGGCGUACCAGCAAGCUUUUGAAAUUAGCAAGGGGGAGAUGCAGCCAACACACCCUAUCCGGCUUGGCCUGGCCCUCAACUUCUCAGUCUUCUACUAUGAAAUCAGAAACAACCCGGACAAGGCCUGCAGCCUGGCUAAAACGGCAUUUGAUGAAGCCAUCGCUGAACUUGACACUUUGAACGAGGAUUCUUACAAAGACAGCACCCUGAUCAUGCAACUACUAAGGGACAACCUGACUCUGUGGACAUCAGAAAACCAGGCAGAUGAGGGAGAGACCGGAGACGGGGAAAACUAAUGGAAUUGCACUGUUAAUCCACCUACACUCUUAUCUUAAACACAGACAGCUUAUAUACAUCCCCCUCCACUCCAUCAGCUCCUCCCACUUCUGUAUGACAAGCAGUCUGAAUUGCUCCUGACCAACUAGUUUACCCCUCUCAGUUCACUGUGAGGUGACAGGGUAAUUUUCAGUUAGCAGAUUCAGUCACUUUGUGGAAACAUGUUGUAUUGAUUAGUGAGUCCAUGUUGCUGUUUUUUUUUUUUUGUCGGCUUUGUGUGUGUGUGUGUGUGUGUGUGUGUGUCUGUAUGUAUGUAUGUAUGUAUGUAGCGAGUGAGCAAGUGUGAAAGGAUGAGAAAGAUGGUGUGUAUGGUCUGGGGGAGGGGGGUGUUGUGAAUUCUAGUCGUCCUUCCAAAUCCCUUUGUCCCAGCUGGUUUGUUGUGCAUUUUUCAUCCCUUUUUUUUUUUUUUUUUUUUGUUACUUUCUUAUUUGUGAUUCCUCAUAUUUACAGGUUUUAUUGUAUGGUAAUUAAACUGGCAGUUGAUUUCCACCAAACACUGUGAUGGUAGGCGUCCCAUUUGCUUCACAACCCAGAACAGUUUUAUUUUUGUGUUUGAAUUUUCCAGACACACGUACAAUCCUGUAUUCAACUAACUGCAAUUCUGCUGUGGGCUCAUACAGAAAGGAGGCAGGCUGUAUUGUGACACUGACAUCUUGGUGUAAUGCUCCUUGAUCAUGUUCACAAAUUCACAGUUUCAAAAGUUUUAAGGGACCCCUUAAAUUGUCAUGUUAGAUUUGUUCAGACAUCAGACAUUCCACGUUAUUAGGCUUUUGGAAAGGCAGUGAUCCUUUCUUGGGGUUUUUUUUUUUUUUUUUUUUUUUUUUUGAAACUAAGUAUGGAUUGUCAUUGUAGUUUUACUCACUGUUCAGGUGCUGCUUGAUCUCAGUACAAUGGAAAUUGUAUGUGCGUAAAUGUGGUUCCAUGUAUUUUGCAAGAUUGACUAUCAUCUGUAUGUAAAACCUAAAGUAACCUUUUAUUGAUGUUAAUUGAAAAAAAAAAUGUCUUACCACACUGUAUCGAUCCUGCUUGCAAAAAUAUUCCUCUUAAAGCGGUUGUUUUCUCCAAAAAAAAAAAAAAAAAAAGCAAAACAAAAAAAAUUCUGUGCCUGGCUUUCUCUUGCAGCCUCUAUUUUCAUUAUGGUGGCAGCACCUGCUUGUUUCUAGAAAAAACUUAAGAACGAGUUAGACCAGACGAACCCAAAUAGCUAAAUCUCGACCUCAGUUUUUACCCCAGGUGCAUUUCUCUGCUGUUAAAAGAUUGCUGGUGUGAAUGAUUGCCUCAAAAAUCAGGUCUAUUCUGAAGGUGCAAUUCGGAGAAGCCCAAUCCAUCACUUUGGAAAAGAAGCUCAGUGUCACAAUACCAUGUAUCACCACUACAUUCCACAUAUUGUAGUUGAAGACACCAUUCCACAUUAUAGCUGACAGUCUGUUUAUUCUGACAAUGCUCCAAUGAAUUGAAAUAAUCUUAUGUUUGAAAAAAAAAAAAAAAAUCAUGUCAGUUUAUUAUUAUGCUUGAUGAAAAAUGCAGUUAGUGAAUGUGGAACGAAGCCUGUCUGUAUAUCAGGUAUCUACUUGCUUUGUUUUUACUGACAAGUCUUAUGGCUAAAAAUUUGCUUCUGUAACAGUCUAUUACCCAGUGCACACACGUGGUUGUGAAAAUUUAGAAUAGCUCUAAAAAGCAAUGACGAAAUGGAGAUAAACAAUGGUUGGUGUAAUUCUAGCUUUGUGUUUAUGUAUCUUAAAACCAUUCUAGUUUCACUAUACAUGUAAGAAAUAGGAAAGUGUCAAAGACCAUUCAGUGAAAUAAAGUUUCGUUUAAGAUAA
Messenger RNA from Dicentrarchus labrax (European seabass), 2715 nucleotides. Its product is annotated as 14-3-3 protein beta/alpha-1. Gene Ontology annotation, cellular component: cytoplasm. Bases 118 to 852 code for a protein of 244 amino acids. The transcript is spliced from 6 exons. The record is from RefSeq and is a predicted model, not a curated record. NCBI's taxonomy places the organism in Eukaryota, Metazoa, Chordata, Actinopteri, Moronidae. Gene Ontology annotation, biological process: signal transduction.